Messenger RNA from Eimeria acervulina, 1992 nucleotides. RefSeq lists its product as hypothetical. Gene Ontology annotation, biological process: negative regulation of transcription by RNA polymerase II; DNA repair; chromatin remodeling. Gene Ontology annotation, molecular function: transcription corepressor activity. Gene Ontology annotation, cellular component: NuA4 histone acetyltransferase complex; Swr1 complex. The transcript is spliced from 10 exons. The coding region runs from base 1 to 1992 and encodes 663 amino acids. The record is from RefSeq and is a predicted model, not a curated record. Lineage: Eukaryota; Apicomplexa; Conoidasida; Eucoccidiorida; Eimeriidae.
AUGGAGACAAGCAGCAGGAAGAAGCAGAGCAUUUCUAAAUGGAGACUCUGUGCAUUUCAGAACAAAGCAAGAGAGGGAGAAGGCUUGCGUUUAGUGCGUUGGCAGCGUGUGACGGAUGCUCAAGCGCAGCAGCUGCAGCAGCAGCAGCAGCAGCUGCAGCAGCAGCUGCAGCAGCAGCGCCUGCAGCACAUGCAGCUAAACGAACGCUUGCAAUAUUUUCAACUACAAGACGAAGCAGAGUUUACCUACGCUAAAUUUAAUAUUAAAGUGCUGCACCCUCCAUUAACAAAACAAAUAUAUGAUAAACUUGUUCCGGGGCUGGAGGGUAACUGGUCUUACGAAGAGACAUCUUUGCUGUGGAAGCUAUGUGAAGUCUAUCAACUUCGCUGGUUUGUUAUCUACGACCGUUUUAACUUUGAGCAAAUUAAUUUAAACAACUCUAAAAAGAAUAUCAAAGGCAUGCAAGACCUUAAGAGACAUUACUUCGCUAUUGCUAAGGCGCUGACAAUCAACGCCUUUGAUGAACGCAUAGCGAAGGCGGAAGCAGAUGCAGCACCUGCUGCUGUGCUGCAGAGACUUCAAGAAGAAAAGCAGAGACAUCCACUCGUCAAAUUCUCUUAUAAUGUUGCAGCGGAGAGGCAGAGACGACAGCUGCUGGAGCAGCGGCAUCGGGUGUCUGCUGAGCUGCAGCAGCAGCAGCAGCAGCUGCAGCAGGAGAUCCGUAGUGUUGAAGUGGAAGCAAAAAAAUACAGCAAAACGAGAGAAGAGCAGCGCAGAAUUCUUAAGAAAUUCGAAGUGGCUGGAGAAGACGUUGUUGUUGAGCCGCAGCCUUUGCUGCAGUUCACAGCCCCUACGGCGACGACUUUGAGCAGCGUGCUGCAGCAGCAGAAGCAGCAGCUUCCUAAGCGACAGUCUGAGCUGGUGGAGAGACAUAUGAAUGCAUACGAUGCCCCCAAGCCUACCUGCAACUCCUUUCCUGUUGUUGAAGCAUAUACAGCUUUGCGGGGAGACGUGGCGGUGCUUGUGGCCCUGAAGAUGCACAUGGAGAAGCUGAAGGCUGAACUUGAAUACUGGGAGACAUCUGUUGCUGCAGCGCAGCACCCGCCUGAUGCAGCAGCAGCAGCAGCAGCAGCAGGAGGGAAAUCGCAAGGCGGCAGAUCGCAAUCGGGCGCUGGGCCUCGCUCAAAGAGAGGUUACGGCGGCGCGCAGGGGGGCAGCAGAGCAGCGUCUGCUGCUGCAGCUCCUUCACAGCAGCAUCAGCAGCUGCAGGUGGAGCAGCAGCAAGUGAAUCUUGGCGAGCAGCAGCAGCAGCUGAUGCAGCACCCUCAAGGGCAUGCGAAGAAGCAGCAGAUGCCACAGCAGCAACAUAUGCAGCAGGCUCAGCAGCAGCAACCGCAGCAGCAGCAGCAGCAGCAUAUGUAUCAUGGUAUGCAGCAGACUGUGCCUGCACAGUCGCCGCAGAUGGCUCAGCCGUUGCCUAUGCAGCAGCGGCAGCUGCAGCUGCAGCAGCAGUUGCUGCAGCAGCAGCAACUGAUGCAGCAGCAGCAGCUCUUGCAGCAGCAGCAGCAACAACCUGCUGUGGGUGUCCACCCUAUGCAGCAGCCGUACAUGGUUGCGGGGAUGCACGACUUGCAGAUGCAGCAGCAGCAGCAGCAGUUGCUGCAGCAGCAGCAGCUAAUGCAGCAGCAACACAUCAUGCAGCAGCAGCAGCUAAUGCAGCACCCAGGACAGCAGCAGCAGCAACCGCUGCAGCAUGGUCCGCACUCCUUCUCUGCUAUGCCGGGGGUAGUGCCGAUGCAGCAGCAGCAGCCGCAGCAGCAGCAGCAACAGCAGCAGCAACCAUCCAAGUCUCGGGUGCGGCGAAGCGCUGCAGCAGCAACUCCAGCAGCAGCUGCAGCAGCAGCAGAAGGGAGCGACGCCAGUCAGCAGCAGCAUGGAAGCACUACCAGCAGGCCCCCUAAGAAGGCUCGAUCAGUCCGUAGAAAUGCAUGA